This is a messenger RNA of Cuscuta epithymum, 6382 nucleotides long. NCBI's taxonomy places the organism in Eukaryota, Viridiplantae, Streptophyta, Magnoliopsida, Solanales, Convolvulaceae. The record is from the annotation of a GenBank genome assembly.
AGGAAAAUGUUCUUUAUAUCUAAGAACAACUUUAAGUAAUUUAUAAGUACUAUUCCAACGAAUACUCAAAUCUUUAGGAAAAGCAACAUAUCUCACACCUCUUUCAGUCAAAUAACUUUGCCAUUUUAAUCUAAGUUGACCAUUACCCCAAAUACGUCUAAUCCCCCCCUUUAUAACCUCUGUUGAGGUAUAUUACCCCGGUCCGUUACUGUUCAGGAGCCCAAGGCAUCGCCCCAGCUUGGAGCCCGAAUGACAAGGUCCAUUUCAGCCUAUUAGGCAUGUUUCGGCCCUUUGGGCCCAUUUUGGGCUUACUUGGACCAUUAGGUUAGGUUUCCCCCUUUCCCUUACCCCUAUAAAUAUGGGGCUUUCCCACAUGUUUAGGGAUCUUUUCCUUCUUCUUCCUUCUCACUAGAAUAGCUUACAAUACUCCAUUAAUGGGAGUUCAAAAUGUACUAUGUAAUGGUGAGGAGAGUCCUAAUGAGAAAGAGAGGGUUUGAACAUUAGCCUAAAAAGUCCCGUGGUUUUCUCCCUUUCGGGUUUCCACGUAAAAACUGAGUGUUCAUACAUAUAUUUACUAUAUCGUGUUGGAUUAAACUCAACACUGGCGCCGUAUGUGGGAAUCGGUUCAAAAAGACUAAGCGUGUUCUUCAGCUUCGACAACAAACUUGAGACGAACUGAUUUUCAACUAUACUAACAAACAAAAAAUGAUUUUAGCGAAAAUGAGAGGAAUGAAGUAAUUGGCAGCUUGAAUCCAGAAGAUGGAACGAUGGAGAAGCAGUUUCAGCCAUCAUCAGGACCUUUCUUAGCAAAGGGGAACAGAUGGCGGGCAACUAUUGUUGCCAUCUUUUCACAUCAGCUACUACCUGACAAGGAGGGUUGGUGAAAUAACCAGUGGGGCCAUUGCGGGCCAACCAGCUCCCUAUACCGUGCGUCCCCGCGACAAUUUGCUCAACUGAUCCAAGCAUGGUGACGAGCAACAAAGGACGACAAGCAAGGGAGAGAUUAGCUAGAAAGCUGGCAGCGAUCUGACAGGUGGUUCCACACUUAUCAUCUAUAGGGGCUGAACCCGUUCAUCCCUGCUGCAGUGGGAGCGGACCUUCCCGACGCUGAGAGGCAUCCGAUUGUCCUAAGACGAGCUGCAUAUGCCAUUUUUGAGCCACUGCGUUUCCUCCCAUACAAACCCAGAACUAGGACGAGCGCCCCCUAAAGCCAGGACACCGCUCAGGGACGGAAACCGUCACAGGAAGCCGCUCGUCCUCCCAAUCAGAACGGGAAAAUACUGGUUCCACCCCGGGGUAUCAGCCCUUGCCGCUCGUAAUACAGCUCCAGCAACUUGCCGCUCGGCACAACAACCCCAAUGGCUAGCAGAACAUCCAUCUCACCAACAGAGACAGCAGGCCGGAUUGAGGGUUCAUCUCAUCAAUUGCAGCCGCUCUUAUUGAUAAUGAAGAUCGCCACUCCGUCCGUGGACCAUAUUGGGCUUGGACGCACAUACGUAGAGGUUGGCUGGACGUACCCACUCCUAACACCGCUCGUCCUCAGAUGGGGCAGCUCGCCACUCCGCUCUUAUUGACCAAGGAUGCUCGCCGUCAAGGGACCACCCUGCAGCACGGCUUAUCAACGGCUCGCCGCUCGGCCGAUGGCCACUUGAAUUACCACCCGGACAUUAAUGUUAGCCGCAGGACGUCCAAUAGGGAGGCAUUCCCCCGCUGGUGCGAGAAAAGGAAAAGUCAGCAGCUCGGUCCUUGGGGCAACCUCCAAAUGGCAAGAAGGUCGCCGCCCGAGGGGUACCUUGGCCGGGACCCACGCUCACUCCCUCAAGCCACCGCUGGUGGGCUUUCGCCGGACCGACGGUAGUCCGCCGCUCGGCCUAUGAUUGGUUGUCGCGCGGUUCUUGAUGCGGACUUUGCAUAUGAACGAUUGGGACUUUGCAUAUGACGUACAUCUCCUCGGUUGCCAGCCGUUCGUCCAAAGCCAAAUCCCCAUUGUACGUCCGCAGGAGUGGGGAAAGUCCGUAUAAAUAGUUGCUAUGGUCAUAGGCAGACCACGUCCCAGGAGUUAGGCCAGAUAAUGAAAGGCCAAUUGCCUUGAAGAAUUUUGAACAAAUCAAAUUAAUGAAAGGUGUCCAAUCUCACUGUACCUGGAUACUUAUCUGAUGGCCGAGCCUUUUAUCUCCAAGAGCUAAGUAUUCUAACUCCCUCAUAUGCCAAUUAAACAUUUGGUAAUUGAAAUAUUUCUAUUAGUAUUAUUUUCAUCCCCAUUAUUUACUAGGGGUUAAAAUGUCCCGAAAUAAAUAAUGCUGAGUGAAGCUCGGGGAUGAGCUUCCACCGUCACUUUAAUUUAAUAAUUAGAGGACGAGCUGAGCCGAGUCGAGCCGAGGGUCAUCGUGCCCCAAGGUCGCCGCUCAUAUCCAGAAGAACUAGGUGAUGGGCCGGGCUGAAGGUCAUCGUACUCUGAGGCCGACCGUCAUGCCCAGAAGAGCCCCAAGCCGACCUACAAAAAAAAAAAAUUGUGCACAUAUACAUAUUGUCUGGCCAUUUGGCCGCGUUACUAUGUUCAUUGUGUAGAUUAAGAUCAUAGUCAGAGAGAUGAUGCUCAAAAUGAACCUUGGUGCCAAGGGCUUGGGGACGAGCAUCCUCCACCCGGAGGCCGAGGGUCUAAAGAGAACCAUCAAUAGCCAAGGGCCGUGGACGAGCAUCUUUCACCCCGGAUGCCGAGGGCCCGAUGACGAUCAUCUAUCGUCCAGUGGCCUAGGCCCGGGGACGAGCAUCUUUCACCCCGGAUGCCGAGGGCCUGAUGACGAUCAUCUAUCGUCCAGUGGCCUAGGCCCGGGGACGAGCAUCUUUCACCCCGGAGGCCGAGGGUCCGAAGACGAUCAUCUAUCGUCUAGUGGCCUAGGCCCGGGGACGAACAUCCACCACCCAGAGGCCGAGGAUCUAAAGAAGACCAUCAAGAGCCAAGGGCCAUGGACGAGCAUCUUUCACCCCGGAGGCCGAGGGUCCGAAGACGAUCAUCUAUCGUCUAGUGGCCUAGGCCCGGGGACGAACAUCCACCACCCAGAGGCCGAGGAUCUAAAGAAGACCAUCAAGAGCCAAGGGCCGUGGACGAGCAUCUUUCACCCCGGAGGCCGAGGGUCCGAAGAACACCAUCAAGAGCCAAGGGCCGUGGACGAGCAUCUUUCACCCCGGAGGCCGAGGGUCCGAAGACGAUCAUCUAUCGUCUAGUGGCCUAGGUCCGGGGACGAACAUCCAUCACCCGGGGACGAACAUCCAUUAUCCAGAGGCCAAAGCCCAGGGACGAACAUCUAUCAUCCAGAGGCCGAGGGCUUUGAGACGCGCAACACAUCCUGAGACCGAGCAUGCCCAGGCUAAGCAUGUUGAGGUAGAAAUGUCCCGAGGAGACCCAACCUAACAACUGGAGGUCGAAUGUCUCUAGGAAUAGGCCGAGGAUUGUUGCUGUAUGACGACUCCGAGGUCUGCUACCGGGUCGUGCAUCAAAAGCAAAGACACAUCUAGGCCGAGUUUCUAGGGAUGAACGUCCAAAGGAAGUUGGGUCAGGUUUCUAGGGACUAAUCUUCCUAAGCAUGUCGGGCCGAGCAUCCAGAAGGAAAAUUCCAGAGCCCCAACAACGAGAGAUCGAGUGGGCUGACCGUCAAGGGGCCGAACGUCCAAGGAAGCCCAGCCUAGCAUCUGGAGGUCGAACGUCUCUAGGAAUAGGCCGAGGAUUGUCACUGUAUGACGACUCCGAGGUCUGCUACCGGGUCGUGCAUCAAGAGCAAGGACACAUCUAGGCCGAGUUUCUAAGGGUCGAACGUCCAAAGGAAGUCGGGUCGGGCAUCCGUGGGCCGAACGCCCCAAUCCCUCGCACCCAGGCCAAGGCAUUGAAUUAAGCCUUUGCUCCGAAAGCCGGGGUCAUGUGCAAAGAAGGCAGAGGAAGAGCGUAGGCAAGAGUAUACUUUCUCGAGCAGAUUCGCACGCUCACUACUCAAGAAACCGGGGGACUUGUGUUGAGGUAUAUUACCCCGGUCCGUUACUGUUCAGGAGCCCAAGGCAUCGCCCCAGCUUGGAGCCCGAAUGACAAGGUCCAUUUCAGCCUAUUAGGCAUGUUUCGGCCCUUUGGGCCCAUUUUGGGCUUACUUGGACCAUUAGGUUAGGUUUCCCCCUUUCCCUUACCCCUAUAAAUAUGGGGCUUUCCCACAUGUUUAGGGAUCUUUUCCUUCUUCUUCCUUCUCACUAGAAUAGCUUACAAUACUCCAUUAAUGGGAGCUCAAAAUGUACUAUGUAAUGGUGAGGAGAGUCCUAAUGAGAAAGAGAGGGCUUGAACAUUAGCCUAAAAAGUCCCGUGGUUUUCUCCCUUUCGGGUUUCCACGUAAAAACUGAGUGUUCAUACAUAUAUUUACUAUAUCGUGUUGGAUUAAACUCAACAACCUCCAUGGAAUCUCCUAACGCUUUUAAACCGUCUUGCACACAUAAAUUUAUAACAUGACAUGCACAGCGUUGAUGAAAAAAUCUACCCAUCAAAGAAUUGGCACCACACAACUCACGCAAUCUAGGUAUAGCAGCAGUAUUAUUAGUCUGAAUGUUUUGUAUUACUGUACACCAUUAUAUAUACGACCAGGCAAUAUUUUUGAAUUUUAAGGUCAUAUGUACCUAUCCUUUAAUGUUUUGUAAAUUUAGUCUGAAUACGAGUUUUAGAAAUAAAUAAGAUAUUUCAACGAGAUAUUAAACAUUGAAACUGAAAAACAUACAACAAAAUAAGAUCAAAUCAAAUACUUAGCGUGUUUUGUCUAAAUAUAGUGCACUUAGAGUAAAUAGUGCAUAUUUCGAGUAAAUAGAGCCUAAUUGAAGUACUUAGAGUUUUGGUUUCAUAUUUCAAUGUAAAAGGUACAAAUCAUGUAAUAAUUUAUAAAUGAAGUCUAAAUACAUUGUUAAAAGUCGAUAAGAUCUUUCCAAUGAGAUAUAUAACAUUUGAAACAGAAAAACAUAUGGUAAAAAUCUUAAGGAUGGCAAUGGGGGUGGGGCCCAUGGGGAACUGCCUCGUGGGGGAGGAUGGGGGUGGGGUUUGAGGUAGGACGGGAACGGGGAUGGGUGAAAUAUUUAUAACCCCGCCAAAAUAUGGGGCGGGGGAUGGGGAUUGCUACACCCGCCCCGUCCCCGCCCCGUCGGCCGUCUCCGCUAUAAAUAUAAACUCAAACAUACAUAUAUAAACAAAUAUACAUACAUAUUAGAUAAUGUAUAAACAUAUUUAAGUAAAUAAUGGAGCAUGUAAUAUAUAACAAACACAUACAUAUACAUAUAUACAUAUAUAAAUGUAUAUAUGUGUAUUAUUCAUGGUUAAUGAAUUAAUACAUAUUAUAUCGGAAUAAUAAUACGUAAUUAAUAACUAAAAAUACUUAUCAUAAAUGUUAUAUGAGUUUUAAAAAUGAGAAAUUGAGCAAAUAGAACACAUAUGCAUAUGUGUGUGUGUAAUAUAUAAUUAAUUGUAUUAUAAUUGAUGAGAAAUUUGUAACGACAUACAUGAUGAUAAUAUGUUUACUUAAAUUUUAACUUUUAUUAUCUUCACAGAAAUUAUUCAAAUUAAGGAGUUAUUAAAAAUUGGCAAUUAACUUUUAUCAAACACAACAUAUCUAGUUUACCUCUUUUAGUGCUAUAUAUUUACAUUAAUCUAUAGAAUGGGUUAAAAAUGAAAAUAAGAUAAAUAAAAUCUAUAUAGGAGCACUUGCGGGCACCCGUAGGGGACAACAUUGUGGGGCGGGUCAGGGAGUAGUGGGGGGUGGGGAUGGGGGAACUUUAUAGACAUGGGGUGGGGAUGGAGGAGUGAAACCCCGCCCCAAACCCGCCCCGUUGCCAUCCCUAGGUAAAAUAUGAUCAACUCAAAGACUUAGGACAUGUUUACUUCACAGGUUACUAAACAGUGCUUAUUAAGAUUCGCGUUUAUAAGUGGUGCAUAAAAUAAGCGGUUUUGUAAGCUCAUGUUUACUUCAAAGGAUUUAAAACACUGUUUAACAUUAAAAUGUCCAAAAUAACCUUAUACAUAUAUAGAUACACAAACAUUUAUUAACACAAGUAUAUAAUAUAAUAUGUGCAGGUCGCCUCGUAUGCGUACCCCUACCCCUAACAUGUACCGUGCCCCUUAUACCCCGUAUCCCCACCCCUACCCCCUACUCUACACCCUACCACCCCCAAUUCCUUGACCCUUUCCCUACCCCUACCCAUACCACACCCUUACCCUCUACCCCAACUCUGGUACUCCCCUACAACCCUCAUACUCAUACUCAAGGCAGGCAGGUGGUAUGGGAUAAAAGGGUAGGGUCAGGGUAGGGUAAGGGGGUAGGAUAGGGUGAGGUCAAGGCGGGGGUCGAGGUAAGGGCAAGUGAUAGGG